Messenger RNA from Diabrotica virgifera virgifera (western corn rootworm), 2225 nucleotides. RefSeq names its product charged multivesicular body protein 1b (gene Chmp1). Gene Ontology annotation, cellular component: multivesicular body; ESCRT III complex. The record is from RefSeq and is a predicted model, not a curated record. Lineage: Eukaryota; Metazoa; Arthropoda; Insecta; Coleoptera; Chrysomelidae. The transcript has 3 exons. The coding region runs from base 249 to 869 and encodes 206 amino acids. Gene Ontology annotation, biological process: protein transport; endosome transport via multivesicular body sorting pathway; late endosome to vacuole transport.
CACGUCAAAACUUCAAAUCAAAUGAUUCAUUUCUGUCAAUGAUGUCAUUUUCAGUUUUAAGAAUUCCAGAAAUUUGUUGAUUAUAUAGGUUUUUAAGUUUAUAACUGUUCCUUACUGUUUUAAAAAGUGAUUUUAUAAUUUCAGUGGAAGUUGGUGAAGAUUAAUCAUAAAAUUAAGUAACUGAGUACAAAUCUUCAAUAAAAACAACACACCUUUUUACUAAUAUAAGCAAUAUUAAAAAACGGAAUAUGGGUAAUGAAAUGUCUUCAACUGCUAUGGAAAAGCACCUCUUCAACCUGAAAUUUGCCGUGAAGGAACUAGAGAGAAACUCCAAGAGAUGCGAAAAGGAGGAAAAACAAGAAAAGGCCAAAACCAAACAAGCCAUCCAAAAAGGAAACAUGGAAGUAGCUAGAAUACAUGCCGAAAAUGCAAUUCGACAAAAAAAUCAAUCUGUCAAUUACUUACGAAUGUCCGCUAGGGUAGAUGCUGUAGCUAGUAAGAUUCAGUCGGCUGUUACCACUAGGAAAGUAACCAAUUCCAUGGCAGGAGUGGUGAAAGCCAUGGAUGUGGCUAUGAAGAGUAUGAAUCUGGAGAAGAUAUCUCAAGUUAUGGAUAAGUUUGAGCAACAAUUCGAAGAUCUGGGUGUGCAAACGGAUGUAUUAGAAAAUACCAUGGGCCAAACUACUACUACGCUUAUACCUCAAAAUGAUGUGGAUUCACUUAUGCAACAAGUAGCUGAUGAAGCUGGAUUGGAAUUGAACAUGGAACUGCCAGAAGGACCUCAAAGCUCCGCAGUGAGCACCUCUACGGUGGUUCACGAACAGGACGAACUGACCCAACGAUUGGCCAGAUUGAGACAGGCCGAAUAGAACCGCCGCGCUUAAGUGAUAUGGACAAUAAAAAUAUUAUGAUCUACUAUUUUAUAUUCUAAGCUUCGAUUAAUUUGUCAGCCAUUUUGCUGGAGAUUAUGAAACUUAUCAAUGAAAAUAUUUUUGUUAUUAAUGUGUAGAAGGGAUAUUGAUAAUUUGAUAUUAUUAUAAAUAUGGAAGAGGUUCGGUGAUAACUACUUUUUGGAUCUGGAUGUAUUUGUUUUAUUUCAAUUAUUUUAGAAAACAAAAAGCAAAAAUAAAACUAUUUAUUUUUUAAAAUGUACAUACAGCAACCAUUUUUUAUUUUCCUGGUACUACUAUAAAACCAUUAUAAUUGAUACAAAUCUUAUUUCUUACAAAACAUAUUCUUCCAACAAAUUAUAUAUUAUUUUCUCUGUAAAAAAAUUCCUGUAUGUUUGGUUCAUCGUUUUCUAUAAUAUGCAAAUAACAUUUUUUAAACGUCUUGUAUAUAGUAUUUUGUAAAAUAUUUGAUAGAAUCUGACAUUGCUCUACCUUGACUCCCUUGUCUCAAAGAGGAUCAUGAAGGAGAUAAAAAUGUAAGUAAACUAUAAUAUGCAUCAUUGGUGAUAGCCACUGGAGUGGGCCCUCCGCACAGUUUGUGACACAAUAGAAGGCAAAUACUUGUAAAAAUAACUUCAUUGUGAAAUUAUUGGAGUGAAUACUUUAUUGCAUUGUAAUACAGAUUAGAAAAUGCCCAGAUUCAUGAACCUUAUAGUUCCAAAACACACUUUUUUGUAAAGGGAAUACCUGAAUACAUACAUACAGUGAUGAGCGCGCUAAUAACCGGCAAAAUAACGAAAAAGAUGGAAAAUAUAAUACAUUGUGAAGUAAAAAGAGAUGAAACUAGUAGAGCUGGAAAUUAUCGACCUAAACGUAUAAAUUAACAUUACAUUACAUAGUUUCCCACCUUUAGACGUAACGGAGGAGUAUGACAAUUGUCACUGUGACAGGAGAAUUUUAUAAAAUACUCUUGUCACAAACUAUGUAAAGCAAUGUUAAUUUUUUAUACGCUUAUAUCGAUAAUUUCCACCUCUACUAGUUUCAUCUCUUUUUAUUUUACAAUAUAUUAUGUUUUCCAUCUUGUGCGUUAUUUUGCCGGUUAUUAGCGUGCUCAUCACUGUAUACAAAAAUAUUUUUAUUGAUAAAUUUGAUCAGUACACUAAAUAUAAAGAGGAAAAGUAGAUAAUUCUAUGUGGCUGCUAAACUUUUAACCAAAAUGGCAAAAGCAAAGAAUUACGAGUGAAAGUAAUCGAAGAAAAAACAUGUAUUCUACAUUUUGUAAAGUUUAUUUUGUUUGUAUUUAGUUAAAUUUAAUAUAUUUCUUAUUUGCUUAAA